Molecule: messenger RNA, 3660 nt
Organism: Rhagoletis zephyria (snowberry fruit fly)
Lineage: Eukaryota; Metazoa; Arthropoda; Insecta; Diptera; Tephritidae
Gene: Esyt2
Product: extended synaptotagmin-like protein 2
Biological process (GO): lipid transport
Cellular component (GO): endoplasmic reticulum membrane
Molecular function (GO): calcium-dependent phospholipid binding; phosphatidylcholine binding; calcium ion binding
Source: RefSeq, a predicted model, not a curated record
GCCAGCACAUUAUUUCCUCUAGUAUUCUUUUAAUUUCCUUCAGUUCAAAAACCACCGACAAAUUGUGUGCUUUGUUUCUCGCUCAUACGCUUGGUUGCUCAAACUGUAAUGAUUCUUUAAUCGCGCAUUCUUAGCGAGGCAGUGUGCUGAAAAGUCAAACUAAAUAUAUAUAUCUACUUAAAUAUCUGUAGUAUAUGAACCAUUGUUCAUACGAGUAAAGUAAAAGUCGUGUUUGCCUUUGGUGUUUGUUUUGUGACCUAACCGCCUUCGUCGGUGUACUCUGUGCGGCUUUUUGUGCGCCCAGGUAACCAAAAGAAGCAUUGUCGCAAUUAUACUAAAUGGUAAUCGUCAUAUAUAACAACAAUAAAAAGGAAUAUUUACAUACAUGAAAAAUAAACAAAAACACAGCCAUACAUAGAUAUACGCACACAAACAACUAAACAGCAUUACAGCGAAUAAAAACACUUUUUACACAGUGUUCAUAUAAAGCAGCAUCACAAAGACAACGCAGCGAAAAUGAGCACCGUCGAAGAAAUCCCCGAAGCCCAGGAGGCCAGCGCCACCACCACUGCCCAACAGCAACCUGUAACGUCCGCGGCAACGGCAGAGCCCGAUCCCAACGUCCCCAUCCCGAGUGUGCCACUAGCCGAAUUCACCACUCCUCCCGCAACACCACCACCCGAUGAGAGCGAAAUGGCUGCCGCAAGCAAAGAAGUAAAUCCCGAAAAUGCUGUCGUCUCUACUUCCAGCAGCAGCGAUGGCAUCUUCUCGUUGAUCUAUACGGUUUUCAAGAAGGUCGCCGUCGUUGGUUCUAUUUACUUGGUUGGCUAUAUGGGCUGGAGUGUUGCGUGGCUGAUAGCGCCGGUAAUCCUUUCCGUGACGCGCGAUCAAUUCCGCAAAACCACCGAAUACAAACGAAACAUUGCCAAAGCGUCAGCAAUGGCCUCCGAGAAGGAUGUCAUACUGGCACGCAUCGAUGAACUGCCAGCGUGGGUCUAUUUCCCCGAUGUGGAGCGUUGUGAAUGGGUCAACAAGAUCCUCAAACAAGUGUGGCCCAAUGCCAAUCACUACGCGCGCAAACUCGUCAAAGAGACAAUCGAACCGAAUGUUGCACUCGCUCUAGCCAACUACAAAAUGAAUGGCUUCCGUUUCGAUCGCAUGAUACUCGGCACAAUACCACCACGCAUUGGCGGCGUAAAGAUCUACGAUAAAAAUGUCGAUCGUAAUGAGAUCAUUAUGGAUUUGGAUCUAUUUUAUGCCAGUGAUUGUGACAUCAACUUCUAUUUGGGCAGCAUGAAGGGCGGCAUUAAGGACUUCCAAAUACACGGCUGGGUGAGAGUGGUUAUGAAGCCACUCAUACGUUCCAUGCCGCUGGUGGGCGGUUUGCAGAUUUUCUUCUUGAAUAAUCCGAAUAUCGAUUUCAAUUUGGUUGGGGUUAUUGAUUUUAUGGAUAUGCCGGGUUUGAGUGAUUUGCUGCGCAGGAUUAUUGUGGAGCAAAUUGGUGCGGUAAUGGUGCUACCAAAUAAACUGCCGAUCACAUUGAGUAAUGAGGUGCCAGCGAUCAGCUUGAAGAUGCCAGAACCGGAGGGCAUUUUGCGUAUACACGUCGUUGAGGCUAAAGAUCUCAUGAAAAAGGAUAUCGGUGUUCUGGGUAAGGGCAAAUCCGAUCCUUAUGCGGUGAUCAAUGUGGGCGCGCAGGAAUUUAAAACACAAAUUAUUGAGAAUAAUGUGAAUCCCAAGUGGGACUACUGGUGCGAGGCUAAGAUAUUUGUUGAACUGGGUCAAAGUGUUGACAUAACGGUACUCGAUAUGGACAACAGCAGUGAUGAUGAGAAAUUGGGCAGAGCCACCAUCGAGAUUUUCAAUGUGAUCAAGAGAGGCGUUGUGGAUACGUGGCUAACCUUGGAGGAUGCCAAGCAUGGGCUCUUACAUGUACGCAUGCAGUGGUAUAAGUUGACUGCCGAUCCCAAUGACCUACAAGCGGCGCUGCUGGAGACACAAUUGCUGCGCGUAACUUCCAUGAGCACAGCACUACUCACAGUCUUCAUCGAUUCGGCCAAGAAUUUAAAGCAAGCUCGCACCAGCUCCAAACCUGAUCCCUACCUAAUCGCCAUGGUUGGCAAGCACAAGGAACAGACUGCCAUGAUAAUGCGCGAUGAUUCGCCUGUUUGGGAGCAGGGCUUCACCUUCCUGGUAGGCAAUCCAGAAAAUGAGUCACUUCAAAUACGCGUUGUCGAUCAGAAGACCGGUAACGAUAUCGGACAGUAUACUUACCCGGUGAACUUGCUGCUACCCAAGAAGAAUAUGGAGUUGAUGUCACAACCAUUCCAGUUACAGAAAUCUGGUCCCGAAUCGAAAUUGAUCAUGUCACUCUCACUGCGCAUACUCAAGCCUGGCGAGGUGGUAGAAGAGAGCGAACAAAAAUCUGGUUCCACAGAGUCUUCGGCAGCGUUAACGCGUUCGAGCUCGGUGAAAACGCCAACGCUGGAGAAUGCAAGCAGCAAGGAUCUACAGUCUCCAACUAGCCGUAUUUCAGCUGAGUCUCCCAUUGUCGAGGAACAGGUCGAGACAAUGAAGCCCUCACCCACCGCCACACCCUAUUCGGCGGCGCUCGAGUCUGGCGAAGCUGUGCUCACCCAUCGCAUGCCCGAUUUGUCUAGUUCGACUGGCGAGUAUGGACUCGGUCGCAUGUUGCUUUCUAUACGCUACAGCGUGCAGCGUCAAAAACUUACCGUAACUGUGCACAAAAUUAUGUAUCUGCCACUACGCGAUCCCUCAAAUAUACCAGAUCCAUAUGUUAAACUCUAUCUACUGCCAGGGCGUAGCAAAGAAUCUAAGCGUAAAACGAUGGUGAUCAAGGACAGUUGCAAUCCUGUUUAUGAGUCGACAUUUGAAUAUCUCAUUUCAACCGCUGAGUUGGCACAAACCGCACUGGAAGUGACUGUGUGCUCACAAAAGGGCUUCAUCUAUGGCGGUAGUCCCAUUAUGGGCAUGCUAAGAAUUGCACUAAAUGAUCCAGAGAUCUCCACUAAUGGUCUGAAUUCAUGGAUGGAUCUGCAGCCGGAAAUAAAGCACGAUUAAGCGGAGGACAGGAGGGACAUUUGAACUUGGUGGAGUGUGUUUACUAGAGCGAGGCAGUUCUUGAAAGAACUCCGCUGAGCAGCAAAGUAUAACUAUUUCAAACAAGCACCUAAUCAAAAUAUUGCCGUAGUACUUCAUUUUUCCAAAAUGGUUAAAUGGAAUGUUUAUUUAAAAGCUAAAGGGUAUUUUUAAAGUGAGGUGUUAGCUCUCAUUCGUUAGCUUUAAAUUUGUAUACAGCAAAUGAACAGUUAUCUUCCGAAUGUAAGUUGAUUAUCGCCUGCGAAAUCGAACCUUAAGCCUCGCGCACACGGAGAGCUUAUAAUUGAGCUGAGAGAUGAGCUGGUCGGCGUGCUAUUAAGCGCUGUUGGAGUUGUGUAAGUAUUCAAUUGCGCGGAUUAUCUUAAACACAUGCGCUGUGUUUGUCCGUUCUGCUUGCUGACCAACUCAGCUAUAAGCUCUCUCUAUGUGUGAGGCCUUACUCAGUAAAAUAAGAAUGUGCUACCAAAAACUGUUGUCCAACAUUAUAUUCAGUGCCUAUCACACAAAAGUUUCAUACUAUUUCUUUUUAACAAAAAAAAA